AUGGCAACGGACGCGGGCUUCUGGACUCCGACUCCCCCGAGCCCCCAGCUUCGCGGGAGGCGGCCGGCUGAGCCGCGGGCUCCGAUGGCGGGCAAGGGCGACACGCCCGAGACCGAGGAGUGCUGGAAGAUCCUCGAGAGCCUCGAGUCGACUAUUGAGCAAUGCCGGUUCAGCCCCAGACUUAAAAUUUCCGAUGAUUUGAAGAUUGGCUUUUUCAGCACAGACCAUGCUACUCAAACAGAUUCCAAUGAAAUUUUGCCAUUGAAAGAGUUGAGUUCAUCUACAGAGAAGCUAGUACAGGUCAUUAGAUCUCUUCAGGUGGAUUUUGGGUUCCUCAGAGAACUGCUUCAGCUGAAGUUUGAGGACCGUCUUAAAGAGGAGUCUUUCAACCUGUUCACUGCUCUACAUGACAGGAUCCUAACAAUCGAAAAACAUUAUCAAGAGAAUGAGGACAUCAUAAGAAAAUGCUACAAUCAGCAGUUGGCUGAUGCCAUAGCUGUUAUCAAAGGAACGUACAAGCAAUUCUUUGAGGUGGAGGAAGAGACUUUUGUGCAAGAAUCAGCUACUAUCAAAAUGAGUAAUUUGUUAAAAAGACUGAAGGAGAGAGAAGAAAUGAUUAAGGAGUUAAGAGAAGAGCUAUGUCAAUAUGAAGAGUCUAGAUUACAAAAUCUUGACGCUUUUGCCAGAGAGACAGCUCUAGAAAGAGAGGAUUUGGAGUACAAACUGGAAAACGAGAGGCUGCUUCAAAUCGUUUCAGAGCUCGAAGAAGCAAUCCGACUCAAUCUAAGGGAAAAUGCAGUAUUAGAAGAUGAAAUUAUAACUCUGAAAGAGAUGGCAGCAAAGGAUCAUACAACUAUUCAAAAGCUGAUUGAUGGUAGAGACAGAUUACUAUGUGAGCUUGAUUAUGAAAAAUCAGUAGUUCAAGAAAUGAUUAAUAAACAGAAGGAGGACAUGGAAACAAGGAAGAGGAUUGAGAGUCUAAGCGUCAAGAGCUGGAGAGCACUCAAGGAGAAAGAAACCUCUUUGUCUCUGUGGUCCUCACAACCCAGGAUUCCAUCCAGGCCUGGAACCAUUUCAAGGGCACGCUCGCCCUCCUCCAGUUUAGCGCCUGUUAAGACCAAGAAAGUUAAGACUCCGAAGAAAUCUGCCAAGGAAGAACAGCCUGUGGUAAGAUCUCCGAAACCAGUCGGAGUGCACGAAGAAAAGAAGGGGAGAUUACCAGUGGCUAAGAUGGAAGACAAACAUGAUUUGGAAGAGCAAAUACGAGUGCUAAGGGCAAAUUUAGAAAAUGAGAAAAGGAAGAUAGAAAGAUUCAAGAAAGAAUCUGAAUGGAUAAACAAAAACUGGGAAAAGAAAUUCUAUAUUCUCAGAAACAGCUUUCAUGUCCUUAAAAAUGAGAUGUUUACUAGGCACACGUUGUUUCGUCAGUUUGCAGUACUUGCUGAUUCAUCCUUCAAUUAUAUUAAAUUAAAACCUUUAUUUGUGGAGUCUAAAAUGAACCUGAUAACAGACCGUACUUCCUCUUCAAGCGAUCAUACACCUGUGCUAGACAACAAGGACACGGAUGUAGUCAGUGAUCAGACAUCUUUUCCCCCAUCACCAAAAGGGAGGGUGUCUGGAACCCUGGAAGAAGAGUCUUUGGAGAAGCCAUUGAUACUCCAGAACAACCCAGUGAACGAUGUGGAUGCUACUGAGUGA
Molecule: messenger RNA, 1698 nt
Organism: Puma concolor (puma)
Lineage: Eukaryota; Metazoa; Chordata; Mammalia; Carnivora; Felidae
Gene: CB4H10orf67
Product: chromosome B4 C10orf67 homolog
Source: RefSeq, a predicted model, not a curated record